This is a messenger RNA of Trichophyton benhamiae CBS 112371, 645 nucleotides long. Its product is annotated as mitochondrial import receptor subunit tom22. The transcript is spliced from 2 exons. Bases 1 to 645 code for a protein of 214 amino acids. NCBI's taxonomy places the organism in Eukaryota, Fungi, Ascomycota, Eurotiomycetes, Onygenales, Arthrodermataceae. The record is from RefSeq and is a predicted model, not a curated record. Gene Ontology annotation, cellular component: mitochondrial outer membrane. Gene Ontology annotation, biological process: intracellular protein transport.
AUGGUCAAGCUCACCGAAGUCGAAGAUGAACAUUUCAAGGAAAAACCUACAUCAACCAAGUCUGAUGCCUUGUUAUUGAGUGACGACGAGGAUGAGGAUUACACCGAUACUGGUAUGUUCUUAUCUCCUUUCAUCCCUUUAUUAAUCGUCAUGAUCUCUAUGGUGCCGACAUUUAAUGCAUUGCGAGGAUACACCGCAACGCUCAAUUUGCCUUCGGGGAAAAUACAUCCGCUGAAUAUAAAACAACAUUUACUAAUUUUGGACUAUUUCACACUAGAAUCUGAGAUCUCUACAGAUUCAUUUGAUGACAAUCUCGACAACGAAACGCUAUAUGAAAGAAUUUGCGCUUUACAAGACAUUAUCCCAGCCCAGUCCAGAUACAAGAUCAGCAAUGCUUUCUCUUCCUUCUCUUCCUUUGCAAAAUCAACAAUUUCCUUCGGCGGAUCCGCUUUGUGGAUUGUGAGCACGAGUGCAUUCUUGCUCGGUGUUCCAUGGGCUCUUGCAUUAGCUGAAGAGCAACAAUACGUUCAGAUGGAAAGGGAGCAAGGAAUGAUCAAAGGAGCCAAUGAGAUGUUGACUCCUGGUGCUACAAGCGCUCUUACUGCCCCUGAUUCGAUCGCUGUGGAGGGAAAACCUGCCUUAUAA